Molecule: messenger RNA, 3111 nt
Organism: Mesorhabditis belari
Lineage: Eukaryota; Metazoa; Nematoda; Chromadorea; Rhabditida; Rhabditidae
Source: the annotation of a GenBank genome assembly
AUGUCUGAUUUCAAUUGGAAAGCCUUCGACCCCGAAACGCGCGAAGAAGAGAUGGCUAGGUUGAGGGAGCAGUUCCGGGGUCAUCCGUUCUUCAAUGGACCGCUUUACGAGGAUACCACUCCGACUACGUCUCCUGUGCCUACGUCUCCUGUGCCUACGCGCAGCCUUUCGGAUGUUACCAGAGAAACACCAGGAAGCGUUUCUACAACUUUCACAGAGACGGGAUCAAUUGGAUCAAAGCUUUCGUACGACACCGACCCGGAGUUCUCGGAUAUGAGCGAGCAAAUUGAAAGAAUGAAUCGCGUUGAGAGUGCGCACGCCUUCGAGCCGCUUCCGCUUUACGACACACUUCACCCAAGGAUUGCGCCUGCGGAUCGGACGGGAAUGGAGCUGGUGCGCCUACGCACAAAUAUGUUCCCUCUUCGCGUCGAUCCAAAUCGAGUGGUCUAUCGUUACGACGUCUGUGUUGAUUUGGUUAUUUCGUCUGAAGAACGAGGAGAGAAGAUCAUAUCGUUGAACCGUGGACCAAAGGACGAUAGUGAGAUGGCUCGUCGCAAUGAGGCCAUUCGCACUGCCCUUCAACGAGCACUUGAAGUCUACAGAAUUCUCACAGAGACCGGAGUCACAGUUUUUGACGGAACAAAUAUUUUGUUCUCAAACGAAUCGCUUGCUGCGGCUUUGAAACCGUAUAGUGAAACAUUGACUCUUACCAUGGCUCAACUGCCACCAGGAAUUCGUGAACUCAUCAUUUCAAACGAUGCCAAAGAAAUUCGUCUUUCUAUCCGUCCUUGCACUGAGCCGGCUCAUCGUUUCACAAUUGGCGACGCUGAACGGAAAAUUGCAUCGGGUGAAACGGAUCGACCUCUUCGGCAAUUCUAUGAACUUCUGACAAAUGAGAGCGCUUUGAGGAAGGAAAACUACGUCUUCUUUGGAUCCGGAAAAGGCUAUUUGAAAAUGAAUUCGUCGGAUGCUAGAAUGGAUAUCGGACAAGGACAUGAGCGUCGCCAAGGAUUUACUAAAGGAAUUCGAUUUAUUGAAGGCCCAAAAAACAAUGACAAUCGGCUGGUGACCGCUCUCGUCUUGGAUGCAAAAAUCGGAACAUUCUACAAAGCGAAUGGACUCCUCCAUACGCUUGGUGAACUCAACAAAUGGAAAGGACCCGAGGAUGUGGUUUGGAAUGCGCAAACACUGAAACGAACUAACACGUAUCUCAGAGGACUCCGCUUACAAUUUGCUGAUUCGAAAAAUUCCUUUAUGUGUUCGGGACUGGACUUACGGGAUAGAGAUGACUCGGACCAAGUUGAAUAUCGGACACUCAACGAUUGCGAAGAGAAACUCCCCGGAAGCACCAAGCUUAUGCCUGCCAUUGAUAAAUAUAAGGCCCGCAACAUUGAAAUCAAGUAUCCCUCAUGGCCGGUCGUCGUGCAAAGGAAACUGAAUCGACCUGACUACUAUGUUCCACUCGAAGUCCUUGAAGUUUCUCCGUAUCAACGUGUACCUUUAAACAAAGCCUUGGUUGAGCCGGACAAAGCCAAGAGACCAGAUGAACGCUGGCGCUUGAUCAAUAACCAUUUGUCGACGCUCGAUUUGGCCAGAGAUACACCGAUUCUUCAUGGUUUUGGUGUUAGCAUUGGUGCGGAUGCCAUUCGGACUACGGGAUUCAGAAGACCUGCACCAAGCGUGAUGUAUGGAGGCGUUAAAGCAAUGGUGGACCCUAAGAAGGUGACUUGGCGAUUGAACAAUGCUCGUUUCAAAGAUGGUGCGAAAGUGAAUCUCCUGAUCAUAUGCUGGAACGGCGCAGAAGGAAGACCUCGACCUGGUGAAGAUCUACGCUCCGUAUAUAAUGAAGUGCGAAAUUUUGUGCCGACAUUCAUGAGUGCCGCAACAAAGAGAGGCAUCAACAUCCAGAGGCACCAUAUCCAAGAGGAACCUACUGACAUGAGCAGCGAGGUUAAACAGGCCAAUCUCUUCAACAGAAUCGUUGAAGAACAAAAGCAACUUGAAAGGAGCGGCUCAAAAGGCAUGGUCUUUGUGAUGUAUAUUGAUCCAGAAGAAAACAAGACGCACGGCUACUUGAAGUUCUUGGAGGCAAGGCAUCAAAUUGUCACACAACAUGUCAGCCUUCGCUCAAUCAGAAAAGUCAAUUCGCAAAAAGGUGCUGCAACCGUUGACAACGUUCUCGCCAAAUUCAAUCUAAAGGCAUUUGGCCUCAAUUAUACGGUCGUGCCGGAGUCGUUUGCAAAGAAUGAAUGGACUCAAGAAACUUUGUUCUUCGGAUAUGAUGUUUGGCACCCAACAGGAACGUCAGUUGGUGAAAGAGCUUUGGGAUUUGCUGCAGAAAAUCCUUCCGUUGUUGGGUUUUCGCACAAUGCAACGUCGGACAUCAACUCAUUCGUUGGCGACUACGCAUUUCAAGAGCCUUUGCGAGAAAGAGUCAACGAUCAAGUGCUCAACUCAAGAGUUAAAUGGAUCUUAAAACAUUGGCAAAAGAAUCGAGGCGCGACGUUGCCAAAGUCGAUUAUCAUUUAUCGUGAUGGCGUUUCUGAAGGACAAUAUGAAAUGGUGCUAAAAGAACUAACAGCUAUCUGUGAGGCAUGCGACGAAUUUGAGCCGGGAUAUUCUCCAGAUUUUGUAGUCAUCGUGGUUGCUAAACGGCACAACAAGCGCUUUUUCAAAGAAGAUGGAAGUGGAAACUUGGCCGGAAAUCCAGAUCCGCUGACAGUGGUUGAUCAAGAAGUCACUCGAACGGAUAUUACGGAGAUGUACAUACAAUCUCACAUUCCUCUGCAGGGCACCGCCAAGCCCACGCAGUACGUUUUGAUUCACAGCUCGGUUUCCACAAUCACCCAGGACACUCUUCAAGCCUUAACCAUUGCAUUGACUUUCCAACAUCAGAUUUGUACGAUGCCCGUGUCUAUUCCCGAACCCGUGUAUCAAUCGGAUGAAUGGGCGAAGCGAGGGUCUGAAAUCUUGAAGGUCUACAAGGAAAAUUUCAAGCUGCCAAGGAAAGGGGGAAACAAUGCUGAUCGCAAAGCACCAAUCGAUUGGGAACAAAUGACGAGUCGCCUUGCAUAUAUGGGAAAAUCGCUCGAUGGCAUUAGAACAAAUGCU